CCUAACGUUUAACAAAACUUCAGAUUAUGAAAUAUGAACUUACCUGUCACCAAAACAAGACAUCUCACAUUGCCUAAUAUAUUUAGAGACGAACCGAGCCUUACACGGAAAGAAGGGCCCCAAUCAGACCACUACUGACAUGUUGAAUUGGCCAUCGUGGGUACCUUCCAACCCCGCACCCUUGACUUGGACGACGCUCUUGGUCCCAGCAGCCACGCUUUACUUUGCCUGGCGUUAUGUUCGGCCCAUUUCACCCAGCCGGCAAAAAGGCGUACGGCCGACCGACGAGCGCGUCGUCAUAGUAGGCGCCUCGAGCGGACUAGGUCGUGUCGUAGCGAAGCGCUACGCGGCUCGCGGCGCAAACGUAUGCGUCGUCGCGCGCCGCGCGGAACAGCUGGCGGCGUUGGCUGGGGAGUGCGGGGAGAAGUGCUUCUGGGUAGCGGCUGACUUCAGUGACGUCGGGGAUAUGGUGCGGGUGAGAGAGGAGCUCAUCGCGAAAUGGGGUGGCUUGGAUACCCUCUACGUGUGCGCUGGUGUCUCGGCCGUGCAGCCGGUCAUGAGUUUGGCUGGUGUAGGGCCGGGAGAAAUCGAUGACGCAGGUGAUGCUGGCAUACGGCAUGCUGUCGAUAUCGCCGCUCGCGCGACCCAGGGCAAUGUCUACGGGCCCCUUGUUGCGGCGUUGACGUUUAUUCCUAUGUUAUUACGAACCUCGGUUUCACCAUCUAUCCUUCUGAUAUCUUCUAUCGCUGCUCUAGUCCCGGCACCGACGCGUGCGCUGUACGCGGCAACCAAGGCAUCGUCUCUGCUCCUGUUCCAGUCACUCGCGAUCGAGCAUCCGAAGAUCGCCUUCACAUUCGUCCUGCCGGCGACUAUCCAGGGCAACUUCCGCGCGUCGGCUGUUGAUGCUGAUGCGACGGCACGGGAGGCGGGUCCGAAUCAGCGAGGGCUCAAACUAGACUACGUCGCGGAUAGGUGCGUUGACGCGGUGGAUCAGCAAGUGAGAGGCAACGUCGUGAUCCCUAAGUUUCCCUACGCCAUUGCCCAUCACUUAUAUUAUAUAUGGCCAUCUUUCAUCGAGAAGCAGGCGAGGAAGAAGUAUAACUUUGAAUCAUAGACUCCUUUCAAUAUUACUAUUCCUGAAUAUUCCUGACUAUUCAUAAGCGGGCGUAUCAUUAGGUACAACACGACUAAUAGGUUUAAGUUUGAUAUGUGUGUAUUAAUUUCUCUAGAAUAAUCAGGAAAUAUGAGGCAUAAUCGAGGCGUA
Molecule: messenger RNA, 1264 nt
Organism: Annulohypoxylon truncatum
Lineage: Eukaryota; Fungi; Ascomycota; Sordariomycetes; Xylariales; Hypoxylaceae
Product: NAD(P)-binding protein
Exons: 1
Coding region: 140-1114 (324 amino acids)
Cellular component (GO): membrane
Molecular function (GO): oxidoreductase activity
Source: RefSeq, a predicted model, not a curated record